This is a messenger RNA of Ochotona curzoniae (black-lipped pika), 5401 nucleotides long. It is a transcript of the gene ASAP2, whose product is annotated as ArfGAP with SH3 domain, ankyrin repeat and PH domain 2. Lineage: Eukaryota; Metazoa; Chordata; Mammalia; Lagomorpha; Ochotonidae. Bases 59 to 3085 code for a protein of 1008 amino acids. Gene Ontology annotation, molecular function: GTPase activator activity; protein binding. Gene Ontology annotation, biological process: positive regulation of GTPase activity. The record is from RefSeq and is a predicted model, not a curated record. Gene Ontology annotation, cellular component: cytoplasm. The transcript has 29 exons.
GGAGGAGGAGGAGGAGGCGGAGGAGGCGGCGGCUCCCCCGCGGCCGCGCGUUGCGGCGAUGCCGGACCAGAUCUCGGUGUCGGAAUUCGUGGCCGAGACCCAUGAGGACUACAAGGCGCCCACGGCCUCCAGCUUCACCACGCGCACCGCCCAGUGCCGGAACACAGUGGCGGCCAUCGAGGAGGCUCUGGAUGUGGACCGGAUGGUUCUCUACAAGAUGAAGAAGUCUGUGAAGGCAAUUAACCUCUCUGGGCUGGCACACGUGGAGAAUGAGGAGCAGUACACCCAAGCCUUGGAGAAGUUUGGGGGCAACUGUGUGUGCAGGGACGACCCAGACCUGGGGAGUGCGUUCCUCAAGUUCUCCGUGUUCACUAAGGAGCUGACGGCACUCUUCAAGAAUCUGAUUCAAAAUAUGAACAACAUCAUCUCCUUCCCUCUGGACAGUUUGCUGAAAGGGGAUCUGAAAGGCGUGAAGGGGGAUCUGAAAAAGCCGUUUGACAAAGCGUGGAAGGACUACGAAACAAAAAUAACCAAGAUAGAGAAGGAGAAGAAGGAGCACGCCAAGCUGCACGGGAUGAUUCGCACUGAGAUCAGCGGGGCGGAGAUCGCCGAAGAGAUGGAGAAGGAGAGGCGGUUCUUCCAGCUGCAGAUGUGUGAGUAUCUGCUGAAAGUCAAUGAAAUCAAGAUUAAAAAGGGAGUGGAUCUGCUUCAGAAUCUCAUCAAAUAUUUCCACGCUCAGUGCAAUUUUUUCCAGGAUGGACUGAAAGCUGUGGAAAGUCUCAAACCUUCCAUUGAAACGCUGUCGACGGAUCUCCACACGAUCAAGCAGGCCCAGGACGAAGAGAGGCGGCAGCUGAUGCAGCUCCGAGACAUCUUGAAGUCGGCCCUGCAGGUGGAGCAGAAGGAGUCUAGGAGAGACUCACAACUCCGCCAGAGCUCGGCCUACAGUCUGCAUCAGCCGCAGGGCAACAAGGAGCAUGGCACGGAGCGCAGUGGCAGCCUCUACAAGAAGAGUGACGGGAUCCGGAAGGUGUGGCAGAAGAGGAAGUGCUCCGUGAAGAACGGCUUUCUGACUAUUUCCCACGGGACUGCUAACCGGCCUCCUGCCAAGCUCAACCUCUUGACCUGCCAAGUGAAGACCAACCCGGAGGAGAAGAAAUGCUUCGACCUGAUCUCACACGACAGGACGUACCACUUCCAGGCCGAAGACGAGCAGGAGUGUCAGAUCUGGAUGUCCGUGCUGCAGAACAGCAAAGAGGAGGCGCUCAACAACGCGUUCAAGGGUGACGACAGCGCGGGGGAGAACAACAUCGUGCAGGAGCUGACCAAGGAGAUCAUCUCCGAGGUCCGCAGAAUGCCGGGCAACGACGUGUGCUGUGACUGCGGGGCGCCAGAUCCCACGUGGCUUUCCACCAACCUGGGCAUCCUGACGUGCAUUGAGUGUUCCGGAAUCCACCGCGAGCUGGGGGUCCACUACUCCAGGAUGCAGUCUCUUACCUUGGAUGUACUGGGGACAUCUGAGCUACUGCUCGCCAAGAACAUCGGGAAUGCGGGCUUCAACGAGGUGAUGGAGUGCUGCCUGCCGGCCGAGGGCUCCGUCAAGCCCAGCCCUGGCAGUGACAUGAACGCAAGGAAGGACUACAUCACGGCCAAGUACAUUGAAAGGAGGUUCGCGAGGAAGAAACACACAGAUAACGCGGCGAAGCUACAUAGCCUGUGCGAGGCCGUCAAGGCCCGAGACGUGUUUGGGUUACUACAGGCCUGCGCCGACGGGGUGGACCUCACCGAGAAGAUCCCGCUGGCCAAUGGACACGAGCCAGACGAGACGGCACUGCACCUGGCUGUCAGAUCUGUGGACCGGACAUCGCUCCACAUUGUGGACUUUCUGGUUCAGAACAGUGGGAACCUGGACAAGCAGACGGGGAAGGGCAGCACAGCGCUGCACUACUGCUGCCUGACGGACAACAACGAGUGCCUCAAGCUGCUGCUCCGGGGCAAGGCCUCCAUCGAGAUAGCCAACGAGGCAGGAGAGACACCGCUGGACAUUGCCAAGCGCCUCAAACACGAGCACUGUGAGGAACUGCUGAACCAGGCCUUAUCCGGAAGGUUCAAUUCUCACGUCCAUGUGGAGUAUGAAUGGCGGUUGCUGCACGAAGACCUGGACGAGAGUGAUGACGACAUGGACGAGAAGUUGCAGCCCAGCCCCAACCGGCGAGAGGACCGGCCCGUCAGCUUCUAUCAACUGGGAUCUGGACAGCUGCCGUCCAACUCUGCCUCUUUGGCCCGAGACACCACCAGCCUUGCCAAGGACAAGCAGAGGGGCUUCGGGCCCAGCAUCUUGCAGAACGAGACCUAUGGUGCCAUCCUGAGCGGCAGCCCACCCCCUGCCCAGCCCUCAGCUCCCAGCACCACGAGCGCCCCCCCACUGCCCCCUCGGAAUGUUGGCAAAGUUCAGGCAGCCUCUGCUAACGCCCUGUGGAAGACAAACGCCGUGAGCGUGGACGGGGGAAGCAGGCAGAGAUCUUCGUCAGAUCCGCCAGCUGUCCACCCGCCGCUGCCCCCUCUCCGCGUCACGUCUACCAAUCCUCUUACCCCCACGCCGCCCCCUCCCGUCGCCAAGACACCCAGCGUGAUGGACACCCUGAGCCAGCCCAGCAAGCCUACCCAGCCUGGGGUCUCGCAGAGCAAGGCCCCACCCCUGCCGCCCCAGCCGCCCAGCCGUCUCCCCCAGAAGAAGCCGGCUCCUGGGGCUGACAAGUCAACCCCGCUGAUCAACAAGGGCCAGUCCAGGGGACCUGGAGACAUCUCAGGAACAGAAGCUCUGGGUACUCUGUCCAAUGCCAUGGUCCUGCAGCCCCCUGCGCCCAUGCCCAGGAAGUCACAGGCGACCAAGUGGAAGCCCAAGCGAGUCAAGGCGCUCUACAACUGCGUGGCCGACAAUCCGGACGAGCUGACCUUCUCCGAGGGCGAUGUGAUUGUCGUGGACGGCGAGGAGGAUCAGGAGUGGUGGAUCGGCCACAUCGACGGAGACCCCAGCCGCAAAGGAGCGUUCCCCGUGUCAUUUGUGCACUUUACCACCGACUGAACUGCUGCGGAACAAACAGUGGCGCUUUUCCCAGCUGUCCCUCUUUCGUCACUGGUACCGACACCCUUGCCCAGGUACCGGUUUCGUGAACUGAAAAGUAGCCCAUUUUUUUCAAACACCUCUGUUCUGUUUUACAAACUCGAAGGUCGUUUUUUAUAUCUUGGUGGUUUUUAUAAUUUGUGAUUAUCAUGAAACAUUGCUAUACCUUUCUUAGGGAGAACCAAAUUACCUAAAAAGGUGAACAGAAGAGUUAUUUUAACUACACAAAUCCCUAGAGUGUGCACAAUUUAACUACACAUCCCUAGAGUGUGCUCAGACAAAAAAAUCCUAAGAGCUUUGGAUAUUAACUCUUCUUGCUCCCCUUCACCCAGUUAUGGGAUUGGCGACCUUUAGUGCAACUAGUAUUUUAGGGAGCCAGUUAACUGCCAUUUCAGGGGUCCACUGCCCAGCCCUGGACUUUGAUACUUGCCAUUAGUUCACCUCUAAACACAUCUAGUCCUUGGAAACCCACUCAACGUUUGCUUCAAGCAACCUGGAAAUGUACCCACAGGCCUUGUCCUUCCUAGUCCCGGCUUGAGAGGGUGGAGCCAUCACUAUAUUCUGCAUGUGUGUGACCUGUUGUGAACAAUCAUACUUAAACUACUGAUGCUCUGUUAACCUACACCAGGGUGGUGGGCGGGCAUGCCAGUUAAGGCCGUUCUGGGAGGCUUUUGGCCUGCAGUUCCUGACUCCAGUGGCAAGCCAGGGACGACGGAUUGCAGGUGUCCUGGCAACGCAUCUGCAAGCCAGGUGUUUUUGUUCCCCUUACCUCCCUGAGCUCUCAGACGGCAGCUGCCCCGAGCAGCACUCCAGCACGGUCCGUGCCGGCUGCUCAUGUUCCUUGCUGGCUCCGGUGAGAUCCCACUGCUUCCCUUUCUUCUAGCUCCGAGAAAGUCCCUCAGCUUCGUGUCGUGUAUUUAUAGAACGUGUCGACAGGAAACCUGUCUGGAAAUCUACCCUGUCCACUUGUGUGUGCUUUGAGUGCCUGCCAGGACCCCGUAGGUCCCGGAGGGUGGAGUCCUCCCACAACCCAGUUGUACUUUAAAAGCCAUCGUAGCAUUCCCUACACAUAUACUGCUUGGGGAAGGGUGGGGUUAGCUUGUAUGUGAUAAAACCAAAACUCAUUAGUCUGAUGAACUCUGUCAUACCUCUUUGCAGUUGUUGAGCGUGCGAUUCCUGUAGGAAUAUUGGAAAGUUUGGCACUGUUUGAGAAGAGCUGGGUAUCUGGUGCCUGCUUGGGUUUUUAACAAAAGUAAAGGGACAAAUUGCAGUCCAGGCUUGGAGAGCAAGGCAGCAGUGCUGGCUGUGGGAUGGUACAUUGGACGGAAGCGGCAUAGUAGGCGAGACUUCCAAGAGUAGCUUUUGUUCAGUUUCUUAGCACUGUAGCUUUUGUUUGCUAUCAUAAAGGAAGACCGAACAAACUGGAAUAUUUUAUGAUGUUGCAUAGCUUUUUUUUUUUUUUCUCCUUUUAAAGUUCUGGUGAAAUGUGUAAUUAGCCUUUUUCUUUUUAAAGCACUACAUGUAUUUUCACUAAUUGUUAAUUUCUGUUGUUUGAACCCUCCAUUUAGUUAACUUCCUCGCAGAUUGAAGAGGGUAAGCGGAUGUAUUUUGCACAGUGCACUUCUUAAGCCUCUCUCAGUGCUCCUGCAUCUGCACCCUCGCCUCGAGGCUAGCCGGGGCUGCGGCUGGACGGCUGAUCCAGUCCCCAGACUAACCUGUCAGGCUCGCUGGUACAUACAUAUCUAAGAAAUAUUUUCCCAGUCGACAGUUUUGUGGUGCUAUUGUGCAGCAAUGAACAGUACUCUUGCCAGUGGAGAAAUUAUACUAACUUCCCUGCUAACAUCCUUUCCUGUUUAUUUGCUCUUUGCAAAUAAAAAAAAAAAAAAGAGAGAGAGAGAGAGAGAAAGGAAAACAUUGUAGAUAUCUAUUUAUAUUUAAAGUUUAUGUUUCAUGGACUUGGGCUGUAGGAUUCGGCAUGUCGCGUGCCACUUUCCCCAGCUCCAGCCUUGGGGACGCUGGCUUGGUCAUGGCGCACGCGGAGACGGAUGGGUGACGGGACGUGAAGCUUGGAACACUGUCCUGAGGUGUAUGAUAUUCAGUUCAUUCAAUUCCUUUGGUCUAGUUGCAGCGCGACUGUAUAUAUUGUAUAACCUAGAUUGAUUCUUAUUUUCAUUGUCCUUAAUGCAUUGAUUUAUAAUUAGAGCAUGUCUAAUAAAGUUUACUCCUCUUGUUAACUAGUCAUUUGACUGGAAAAAAAAUAAAAUACUUUUAAAUGGA